This is a messenger RNA of Paramecium octaurelia, 3742 nucleotides long. NCBI's taxonomy places the organism in Eukaryota, Ciliophora, Oligohymenophorea, Peniculida, Parameciidae. The record is from the annotation of a GenBank genome assembly.
AUGAAAUAAGAAGACAUUCAAUCUCCUUAGUUGUGUGAAAAUAUUCAACAUAGACCACACAAUCCCAGGAGAUCAGCGAUCUUUAAAUAGCAGAAUGCUAUUAGUCUCACCAAAUUGGACACAAGAUUACAGGAAAAGAAUGACAUGCUUGUGGCACAAAUCCAAAAGAUUGUUAAACAUAUGCCUUCUGAUGACAAAUAACUCAAAGCAGAAAGACACAUAUAUGAUGCUUAUUACUUGAGAACUAUUCGAAAUGAUAUCGAUUUGGCUGAUAAAGUAAUUUUAAAAUACCUUUGGAUCAUUGAGAAUAGCAGAAUUUGGAGUGGAUACCUUUUGACAUUGACGAUCCUCUAUCAGAUCCUGGCUUUCUUUGAGAAACCAUAUCCUGAAUCAGAUUUCUACGAGGCACCUGAUGUCAGGAAUGUUGAAUUGUUCAUAUUAAUAUUUCUUGGGAUUGACUUCUUAAUAACUUUGGUUUUGUUGGCUACCAAAAAAAAUGACGGGGGAUUUCAGUUCAACACCAAAAGAAUGAUAAAGAUGUUGUUCUUCUUAGUGUGUCUCACAGAUUAUAUAAAUUCGAAGAUUGAUGAUUCUCAAAUCAGAUUCAGUAGAUUAAUUAGACCAGCGUUGAUGAUCUUUUUUUCAAAGGAUCUCCGAAGAAAUCUAAAGGGAAUAGCCAAAGCCAGUAAAGAUUUGCUCUUGUUAUUACUACUCUACGUAAUAAUCAUUUCAACAUUUGCUUUUAUUGGAAUAAACUUGAUUGGAUAAUUAGAGACUGUGGAUUUAGAAACCCAAGAUUAUGGGGAUUUCUUCAAAUUGUUCAAUAUGUUAUUCAUGGCUGCCACUCUUGAUUUCUACCCUGACAUUAUGAUUCCUCCAAUAUUUUAAGGCACUUUUUAUGCUCUCUAUUUUGUCAUCUACAUAAUUCUCUUUUUGUUCCUAUUCUAACCCAUACCCUUGGCUGUGGUCUACGAAGGAUUUCGAAGACACAGAAUGCAGAUUGCCAUCCAAGACAUCAUCAAAUAGAAAUCAGCUAUGAUGGCGAGUUUCAUCUCAUUGGAUUCAAAUGAUGCUGGAUUUUUGACUGAAAAUCAAUUUAAGAAAUUCCUUAAAACCUUUUAUCGAGGUUAAUUGACUGAUGACUAAGUCAAGAUCAUAUUCUCGGAAAUCGACAAAGAUUUCAAGUAAUUUACAAUUAUCAAAUAGUGAUAAGAUUUAAUUCGAUGAGUUUAAUCAAUUACUCUACGUCUUACAGAAUAGCAAGAAAAUCUCAUUGCCUCGAGCAAAACCACUUAAAUGUUGGGAAUCGCUACGAAACUUCCUCAAUAAAUAUGGACUCAAGAAAUUUAUCGAAUCCAAUGUAAUAUCAAUAUAAUAUUCAAGACAUUCGGUUUUUUCAUGUUCCUUGUGACGAUAAUCAACUGUUGUUUGAUCAUCUCCGCAUUCUUUAUAGAGAAUUUAGAUGUGCUUGCCAUAUUCGAUACUAUAGAUACAGUAUUCUUAGGCAUCUUCAUUUUUGAAUGUCUGAUCAAGAUUAUAGGUUUGGGCAUAUACGACUUUUUUGUGGAUGGUUGGUAUUUAAGUUGAUUGUAUUCUUAGGAAUGUUUUUGAUAUCACAUUGAUCCUGUUGCAGAUACUGUUCGAUUACAUCCUAUUCAGUUUUGUGACCGGAAACAUAGUGCAAUCUAUAAAGGCAAAUAGAAUUUUGAGGAUUGCCAAAAUCUAGAAGGUAUUUAGGUUGUUUAGAGCCUUCAGAUCAAUAAAAUUAGUGGGGUACUUGUUGAGAGGAUUGGAGAUAUUCGCUCAUGUGAAAAACCUAUUGUAUAAGAUCAUCAUUUGCGUGCCUCUAAUUUUGAGAUUGAUCUUGCCAGUGUAAAUUGUCUUUUUCACAUAUGCUUGUAUAGGAAUAUACAUAUAUGGAGGGAUCACUACUGAUGAUCAGAACCCAUUCUCUAACAAUUCAUGCGAUCCAAACGAAUUCCGAUUUUUGUGGGGACAAUGCAAAUAUGCUGAUUUUAAUUCUAUGGGUGGAUCCUACUUAAUGAUGUUACAGGUGUUUACAGCAUCCUCAUGGGGACAGUUAGUUUUUGAACUGGCAUUUGACACCAAGAAUCUGGUGACUCCAAUGAUAUUCGUUGGUUCAUUUGUUUUUCUUUCUAUCUUCUUAUUAGCACUCAUUGGAGGAUUAGUUUGGGAAGUAUUCACAGUUGUUUCUAAGACUCUGUUUGAACAGGAAAUGGAGUAAUUCAAACCUGAAGAGAGAGUAGCCUUGCAACUCAAUUUUUAAGAUGAAGCACUCUUAGGUAGUAGUAUGGGCACAGAGUAUGACAUUCGAAAUGGAACUCAAUUAAGCAAUGCCAUUCAGUUGCAAAAGAAAACUGCUAUUCUUAAUGAUGAUAAUCCAGACAUCUUGGAGUUUAGACCUAGAAGUGUGGGUCUGAGAGCUCAUUAGGAUGAGAAGUAGGAGAUUCCUAUUGAGUUGGACUUUCAAAUAGAAACGCAGAUAUACAGUAAAGUGUUGAGGGUGGGAAUCAAUCCAAAUCAAGUGAUUCGUAAGUUGAAACCUCAAGGAGAUCUGGCUUAAAUUAUUGAGGAUGAAUUGCUUGAAAUAUAGAAGUUGUAUUGCGAUUACUUCAUUGACUAUUAGGAGUUCUUGGAGAUGAAAUUCAUUAAGGAGUCUCAUAACAUCUAUAAUGUAACUACAGAAUAUGUGGUUCACAUUAGAAACGAAAUCAAGAAAGACGAGAUGUUCAAACGGAAACAUGUCAACAUUUCGAAUCAUGAUCUCCUCAUCCAGAAUGCAGUUUUGAGAGACACUAGUGAAAUGUACAUAAAAUAAUAGGAGGAACAGUACUUCAAGUCUGAAUACGGCUAGAAAUUCGAAUUGAUCAAAGAACUCAAGUUUUAGAGUAAAUUUAAAGUAGAGAGCAAGAUACUGUUCUCAUUGAUGGGCAUUUUGAAGUUUCCAAAACCGAAUAUUAAAUAUUUCUUUUAGAUACUCUAUUUGAUAGAGAAUUACUUCACUUAUUAAUUAUUGCCGGAUUGCUCAUUUUUUAAGUUGUUACAUUAAAUGGAUGGCAAAUGGUACUUAAUUAGUAUUGAAGAGAAUUAAAUUGUAUUUACCAAGAUUGGAGCUGGGCCAUGGACAUAUGAUAGUUUGCUGUUUGAUCAAGGUCAGAUGAGGAUUUGCGAGAAUUUGAAGUUCAUGAAGGAGAUCAAGAACCCAGAAGUCAAAAUGCAUAUUAGGGAAUUCCACACCAGCAUGAACAAAAUGGCUAAACAAUUUGAACUCGAUAUCACAAAAAUAGAUGUCAGGAGUACGAUUGUUCUCUAUCAAAUUAAAAAUGAACGCUAUGUUCCUCCUGACUCCACAACUCCGAGGAUGAAUGGGUAGAAACCGUCCAUCAGUCCCAGGUAUUUGACGAUGAGUGCCAGGAAUGCCUAAAUCAGUCAACGCAAUGUGGAUGUGAACUCCAUCAAUGAGGACGACAAUCCCGAAGGAAUAUUUCAGAUGGGUGAGAAUGUCGAUGAGUGUCAUAGACAUGUGAGUCAAACCAUGAUAUUUGUGCUCUCCAAGGUUCAAGCUCAGGAGAGCAGGAUUGUGUAUCAGAAUUAGGUGAUGUUGGCUCAAUUUGUGUUGGAUUUGGCUGGAGUUAUUAAGAACUAUUCUGAUAAUUUCUUUUAAUAAUUAGAGGAAUUAUAUUCUUUGCGAAGUAAACAAAGAGGAAUAAAACAAAAAUGA